GUUAUUCCAGGAGCGAGAACUACGUGACAGGAUGGCUCCACUUGCUCACAGUGUCCUUGUGACAGGCUCCAACCGGGGAAUUGGGCUAGAAAUGGUGCACCAGCUUGUGGAGAUGACGGACCCACCAGAGCACAUCUUUGCAACUUGCCGGAAUCCCGCUGGAUCCCAGGGAAAGGCCCUGCGUGAUCUGGCUGAUAAACAUUCCAGGAUUCACAUCAUUCAGUUAGAGGUGGAAAACCAGUCCAGUGUGAAGGCUUCUGUAGCAGUCGUGGAGUCUCAUCUAAACGGCAAAGGCCUAAACUUGCUCAUCAACAAUGCCGGAGUAAACUCUUAUGCCUCACUGGAGACUGUGCAACCGGAAGAAAUGCUCUCCGUGUUCAACACCAAUGUAGUAGGACCCAUUCUUGUGGUCCAGGAAUUUCUGCCUCUGCUGAAGAAGGCAGCAAAAGAGACAGCAACAGAGGAGAUGAGCUGCAGGAAGGCAGCUGUCAUCAAUAUAACCUCCAAACUGGGCUCCAUUGAAAGGGGCUUUGAGGUGAUGGUGGCGUCCAUGCUGCCGUACCGCGCAAGCAAGGUCGCGUUGAAUAUGGUGACUGUAUGCAUGGCGAUGGAACUGAAAGGAGACGGUAUCUUGUGCGCCACGAUCCAUCCUGGAUGGGUGAAAACAGACAUGGGGACGGAAAAGGCACCUUUGGAUGUAGAGAGCAGCGUGCAGGGCAUCCUCAGAGUCCUUGCUAAUUUAUCAUCAUCGGAAACAGGAGCUUUUCUGGACUGGGAAGGAAACAGCCUCCCUUGGUGAAGGAAUUCUGUUUAGAGAUCCAGGGCUGGCCUUACCAGGCCCUCAGGAGCCCUUGCAGACUUAAGCCUGCAGAGAACCUUAUUUUGGUCUUCAAAAUCUGGAAAAAAUCCAAACUAUCAAAUUUAUACUAGGAGGGGGUUAAAAAUUCAUACAGGGAUAGUUUAUUCAAAGCCUUUGCUGAAGUGAAUAAUUAAGUUUGGAUAUAUGUUAAUAGUUUGUUUUUUUCUUGCCUGUAAGGAGUAGGACUCCUGAGUGAAUCUGCCCCUUCCUGUUUAAACAUUUGGAAACACAGUUUUUGAUGUUGUGGAACUCUUAUUUUUACUAGCCAUAAUAUUGUUCUUCGGUUCAAUAGGCAUAGUCAUUUUUUAAAAAAAAGCUUUGAGUUCAUGUUUCACCAUGCUAUUAUGUUUUUGUCUCGCAGCCUUUUACAUAGUUGGAUGUGGGUGUGUUUUUCAAAAUCUGUAUGUAUUUUUGCAGCAUAAAGUAAUAUCACGAACGAAGGCCUUUUUGGUUAAAAUGCAUUUGAUUUUAGCACCCUUUGCAUGUUAACGUGUUUCAUGUUUCAUUGGUGUUGUAUCUGAAAAAAAGUUUAUGGCCAGCUUGU
Messenger RNA from Eublepharis macularius, 1403 nucleotides. RefSeq names its product C-factor-like. The transcript has 6 exons. NCBI's taxonomy places the organism in Eukaryota, Metazoa, Chordata, Lepidosauria, Squamata, Eublepharidae. The coding region runs from base 32 to 799 and encodes 255 amino acids. The record is from RefSeq and is a predicted model, not a curated record.